UUUUGUAAUAGAAAAAACUUGUAAAAGGACUCAAAACAUUUAAAAGGAAAAAAGUUGGAGACACGCAAAAUCCAGCUCCAAUUGGUAAUAUACUGGUUCAGUCAUUUAUGGUAUAGUGAUUUCCAGUUUUUUUUUUUUUUUUUUCUACUUUAAGAGAGCAUAGAGAGAAGCAUUCUGGAUCAAAUAGUUCUGUCCAUUUAGAACUUGCGAAGUGUGUGUGUGGAAUUUUCAAUUUCAAGGGUAAAGAUGCCUCGUGGAACGCUUGAAGUUGUUCUGAUCAGCGCCAAAGGCCUCGAGGACAAUGAUUUUCUCUCCAGCAUAGAUCCUUAUGUGAUUCUCACAUACAGGGCACAGGAGCACAAGAGCACUGUGCAAGAAGGUGCUGGAUCCAACCCACAAUGGAAUGAGAGUUUUCUUUUCACUGUCUCUGACAGUGCCUCUGAACUUAAUCUAAAGAUAAUGGAUAAAGACAAGUUUUCUGAAGAUGAUUCUCUUGGCGAGGCAAUCAUUCAUUUAGAUCCAGUGUUUGAAGAAGGUAGCCUUCCAGAAACUGUUUACAAGGUUGUGAAGGACCAAGAAUACUGUGGAGAGAUUAAGGUGGCUUUAACUUUUACUGCUGAGAGAAAUGAGGAGCGUUACACCGACCAGGAUGAGAGCUAUGGUGGAUGGAAAGAAUCGAGUGAUGAAUUUUAAAGUGAAAGGAGGAAGAAUUUACAUGCUUCUCUUAUAUAUAAUUACUUUUAGAAUGAAAAAUAAGCAGUUUUGGGUGACUUUUUUUUUCUUUGGAAUUUUAAUUAUUGUGUUUUCUGGUGUGAAGAUGCAUUAAGCAAUAGUGGUGUGCUGAUACUUGUUAGGUUACUUUCCUCCUUUGAAUAUAUAUAAAACUACAUUAUGCUUGACAUAUUAUCUUCUUUAUGCACUUAACAAUUUCAUUUA
This is a messenger RNA of Cajanus cajan (pigeon pea), 936 nucleotides long. Its product is annotated as 16 kDa phloem protein 2. Lineage: Eukaryota; Viridiplantae; Streptophyta; Magnoliopsida; Fabales; Fabaceae. The record is from RefSeq and is a predicted model, not a curated record.